AUGUGGGAACAGGAGGAGUUCGAGAAACACUGGAGGAAUGAGUUCCCCGACGGUGAGGUGCCUCAGAUGAACCUCAGCUCGGUGGAGGACAUCGAGAGCGAGCUGGAGAGGUGCAAGGCGAAGCUAAAGACGCUCCAGCAGGCCCUGUCGGAGGAGAAGUUCAAGGUGAUCUACCUGCAGACCACCAUUGCGCAGAAGAAGAAAAGUUACGACACGGAGAGGUGGGGGAGUAAAGAAGAAGAGGAGCCUCCGACCCCGGCGGCUGCGGAGGUGAGUGAGGUGGACGGGAACAAGCCCGCCGGUGUGGCUGGUAAGGUCGAGCGGUUGGACAGCAAAGUGCACACACGGGUAAAACUCCCGGGUCUUGGAAGUGUUGGAAGUAAAUUCAGCGAGGAGCUGAGCAGCUCGGGCACCGCUCGCUCAGACGUGGUCAGAGGUAGUAAGACAGGAAAACCCAUUCUGGUUCCUCCUCGGAAAAAGCCCAUCCUGCCGAAGGAGAGCUCGAGCGGCCCGGUUCUGGAGCAGCAGCCCGUCCGCGACCUCGUACAGCAGCAGCAGCAGAAGGUGGAGGAGCGCGACAGCGACCACGAGUACGAGGACGUGGAGCUCAACGAGAACUUCGUCCGGAGGAACCUGCUCAACCCCAAGGCGAAGGCGCAGCUCCGCUGGAGCAGGGAUUUGGACUCUGGAGAUGAGGGGAGGCUCUCGCCCUCCAUGCCGUCCCGCUGCUCCUUCGGCUCGGGCCGCAGCACCCCGGACAGGCGGAGUGACGGUUACAUCAGCUCCGACCACGACGACUCGUCUUCUGCGGACUUUAACUACAACACGGAUGGUUAUGAGGGGGACGGUGCGGAGGACAGGAAGUCUCAGGAUGGCUCAGAGACGAUGCCCUUCAUUGAUGAGUCACCCACUAUGUCCCCACAGCUGUGUGUUCGGCCUGACGGUGAAGCUGUUUCUCCUACACCACCUGAGGGCCUGCUGCCUGGGGGGGACAUAGAAAAGGGUCUGGAGAUGAAGAAAUUGGUGCUAUCUGGAUUUAUGGCCAGUGAAGAGAUCUACAUUAACCAGCUUGAGGCUCUGCUGCUGCCCAUGCGUCCCCUCAAGGCCACAGCCACAACCUCAAAGCCUGUACUGACCAUGGAGCAGAUCGAGACUAUCUUUUACAAGAUUCAGGACAUCUACGAGAUCCAUAAAGAGUUCUAUGAUGCUCUCUUCCCCAACAUCCAGCAGUGGGAUGACAAGGUCACUGUGGGUCAUCUCUUCCAGAAGCUGGCCAGCCAGCUCGGUGUUUACAAAGCCUUUGUUGACAACUACAAAGUGGCCCUGGAAACAGUGGAGAAAUGCAGCCAGGCCAACUCCCAGUUCCAGAAGAUCUCUGAGAAUGUUAAAGUUAAAGGACCUAAAGACUCCAAAGACUGCACCACUACUGUCACCAUGGAGGCUCUGCUAUAUAAACCUAUUGACCGUGUCACUCGCAGUACCCUCGUACUACAUGACCUGCUGAAACACACUCCUAAAGAGCACCCAGACUUCGCCCUGCUGCAGGAUGCCCUGCGCAUUUCUCAGAACUUCCUCUCCAGCAUUAACGAGGAGAUCGACCCACGCAGAACCGCUGUCACCACGCCCAAAGGAGAGGCUCGUCAGCUGGUGAAGGAUGGUUUCUUGGUGGAAGUCUCUGAAGGUUCUCGGAAACUCCGCCAUGUUUUCCUCUUCACUGAUUUGCUGCUCUGUGCCAAAAUGAAGAAGACUGCAGUGGGGAGGAAUCAGCAGUAUGAAUGUAAGUGGUAUAUCCCGCUGGCUGACCUGACAUUCCAGACACUGGACGACUCCGACUCCUGCCCGCACGUACAGACCCUUCCUGAGCAUGAAAUUGAGGAGAUGAAGAUCAAGAUCUCGCUCAUUAAGAGCGACAUCCAGAAAGAGAAGAAAGCGCAGAAGGGUCAGAGCCGCAAUGUGGACCGCUUGAGGAAGAAGAUGAAUGAACAGGAGUCAUGUUUAUUGCUGCAUUCGCCAACCAUUCCCUUCCGCAUCCACAGCAAACAUGGCAAGAGUUACUUGUUCCUACUGUCCUCAGAUUAUGAGAGGUCAGAAUGGAGAGAGAGCAUUCAGAAGCUCCAGAAGAAAGAUCUUCAGUCGUGUGUGCUGAGUACACUAGAGCUUCAGGUCCUCACCAGCUCCUGCUUCAAACUGCGUACAGUCCACAAUAUCCCUGUCACUAGUAACAAAGACGAUGAGGAGUCUCCAGGCCUGUAUGGUUUCCUGCAUGUCAUCGUCCAUUCUGCCACUGGCUUCAAAGAAUCAGCCAAUCUGUACUGCACUCUGGAGGUGGACUCCUUUGGCUACUUUGUGAGCAAGGCCAAAACCCGAGUAUUCAGAGACACCACCGAGCCACACUGGAACGAGGAGUUUGAAAUUGAGCUGGAAGGAUCUCAGUGCCUGAGAAUUUUGUGCUACGAGAAAUGCUACGACAAGUCCAAGCUCAACAAGGACGACAAUGAGAUUGUAGACAAGAUCAUGGGCAAGGGCCAAGUACAGCUGGACCCACAGACAGUGCAGUCCAAGAACUGGCAUGUGGACGUGAUUGAGAUGAACGGGAUUAAGGUGGAGUUCUCUAUGAAGUUCACGAGUCGGGAUUUGAGCUUGAAGAGGACGCCUUCUAAGAAGCAGAGUGGAGUGUUUGGAGUCAAAAUCAGCGUAGUGACAAAGCGUGAGCGCUCUAAGGUGCCUUACAUUGUGCGGCAGUGUAUUGAGGAGGUGGAGAAGAGGGGAAUCGAAGAAGUGGGCAUUUACCGAAUCUCUGGGGUGGCCACGGACAUUCAGGCACUUAAAGCAGCAUUCGACACAAAUACCAAAGAUAUUCUGGUGAUGUUGAGUGAUAUGGACAUUAAUGCCAUCGCAGGGACACUGAAGCUGUACUUCAGAGAACUGCCUGAGCCUCUGCUGACAGACCGCCUCUACCCAGCUUUCAUGGAGGGCAUUGCUCUGUCCGACCCUGCAGCCAAGGAGAACUGCAUGAUGCACCUGCUGCGCUCCCUCCCUGACCCCAACCUCAUCACCUUCCUCACCUUGCUGGAGCACCUGAAGAGGGUGGCGGAGAAGGAGCCAGUGAAUAAGAUGUCUCUGCACAACCUGGCCACUGUAUUCGGCCCCACGCUGCUCAGACCCUCCGAGUCCGAAAGCAGCAAGCCUCACAUUACGCUGGCCUCCGACAUCUGGUCCCAUGACGUCAUGGCACAGGUCCAGGUGUUACUGUACUACCUGCAGCACCCGCCCAUCUCCUUCGCCGAGCUGAAGAGGAAUACGCUCUAUUUCUCCACGGACGUUUAGCACUCAAAGAAAGAGAGCGAGAAAGACGCCCACACUGUUCCAUUCCCGUCCAAACACAGCAAUCUAUUUACUGUACAGAAUUAACCCAUGCCACAGCGGGGGCUCCCCCUCCCCUCCUGUCCAAUCUCGUGUCAGUCUGAGCAUGUGCGGAGAGAGCAGCGGCCAUGCCCCCUGGCCGGAGGAGAGCUGGAGCUGAAGUAGGAUGGAGCCUUUGGUCUUUUCAGUUACGGAUUGAUCUCCUGACACCAUCACAGGAGACCACACAUCCCAACACACACGCCGUUUGUUCCUCUCUGUUUGUUUCCUGAGAAAGUGUGGAUGCAAAACGUCUCCAAAACUGAAACAGAGGCAUGCAGGUCUCCAACAUGGUGGCUCCUCUAAAGCCCAGCUCAGUGAAGCCGGCGCAGAAGAUGGCCUGCGAUUACACUCCCCUCUCCUUUUAUUCUUUUUUUAAUUAAGUCAGAGGCAUUCCAGAAAUCGAGCAAACAAAAACGCAUUUUGCUUAAUAACUCUUCUGUUCCGUUUUCCUUCUUCAGCCUUUGCACACAUGUAAAGAGAGGUUUGCGUGCGUGUAUACGUGAGUGUGUGUGUGCGCUUGCGUUUUCUCAAAGCUGAGGCUUGGGUAGGACCCUUUUGCUCUCUUUGCAAACUUCAGAGAGCGCAGACGUCUCCUGACCAUUCCCAGGCCAAAUCACCUUAUUUAUUAUAAAUAUAUUCUAUAUGUGUGCCUGUACAGUACAUUACAAUUAGAGAAAGACUCUGCAGAGUCAAUCAUUUGAAGUUUUUUUUUGUUUUGUUUUUUUUUUGUUUUUUUUGGAUAGUGACUUGUUUUUUUAAAUUGCAAGUUUCUCAUUUAUGGUCAGUGCUAACUAAGCUGUACUGUAAAAACAAUGCAUAAGCAAAAGAAGAAUAAACUUUGACCAUUAAGCUUUUUGGAACUGAAUUCCAUUUUGUAUGGAAAUAAAUCAUGGUACGCAAUCUAGUGAGAUUUUACACCUCAGAAAUAU
This is a messenger RNA of Colossoma macropomum (tambaqui), 4334 nucleotides long. RefSeq names its product ABR activator of RhoGEF and GTPase (gene abr). Gene Ontology annotation, molecular function: GTPase activator activity; guanyl-nucleotide exchange factor activity; protein serine/threonine kinase activity. The transcript has 23 exons. Bases 1 to 3327 code for a protein of 1108 amino acids. The record is from RefSeq and is a predicted model, not a curated record. Gene Ontology annotation, cellular component: membrane. NCBI's taxonomy places the organism in Eukaryota, Metazoa, Chordata, Actinopteri, Characiformes, Serrasalmidae. Gene Ontology annotation, biological process: positive regulation of GTPase activity; protein phosphorylation; intracellular signal transduction.